This is a messenger RNA of Colletes gigas, 926 nucleotides long. RefSeq names its product 39S ribosomal protein L16, mitochondrial (gene mRpL16). Gene Ontology annotation, biological process: mitochondrial translation. Gene Ontology annotation, cellular component: ribosome; mitochondrial large ribosomal subunit. Gene Ontology annotation, molecular function: rRNA binding; structural constituent of ribosome. The coding region runs from base 137 to 859 and encodes 240 amino acids. The record is from RefSeq and is a predicted model, not a curated record. The transcript has 7 exons. Lineage: Eukaryota; Metazoa; Arthropoda; Insecta; Hymenoptera; Colletidae.
CUUUAAACGUCUAGCAGUCGAGUGCUCGGUCUUGUAAGUUACCAGUAGUAACACUGACGAAGUGUACGAAGAUUAACAACGAGUAGAAGGUUGUAUAGGUUAGAGUGAAUCGUGCAGUUGCGACAAUUAUAACAAAAUGCAGGCGAACACAACUAUGAGAGCCUUACUCUCACCACAUACUUUCUACAAAUUUAUAUCAGCAGCUGGAUUGAAGUCUUUCGCACCUCCAGCUACUUUCAAUGAUGUCGACUAUCCUUCGCGUCACAAGCUUAGAAUUGUGACCAAAGUACCCAUAUAUCCACCAACCAUUCAUGUGUUCACGAUGCAAAAAUGUUUGAGAUUAAUGCGUGGUCCUGAAUUACUACAUAAUACUCUUCUACAUAAGCAGUAUGGCAUAAUUGCAACUCAAGGAGGCAGAAUGAAACACUGUCAUUUUGAAGUGAUACGACAUACAUUAUUAAAGAAAAUGGAUUUUACAACUGGAUUUGCAAUUUGGCGAGUCCAGGAUCCUUGGCAGCCAAUUAGUAAAAAGAGCCUGGGCGUACGUAUGGGAGGUGGCAAAGCUUCCAUUAACCAUUAUGUAAGCCCAGUAAAAGCAGAUCAAGUUAUCGUCGAAGUUGGAGGACCGUUUGAAUAUUUUGAGAUCAAAAGAGCAUUGACGGACAUCGCUAACAAGUUACCAUUCCGUGCUAUACCAGUUAGUCAAGAGAUACUGGACGAAAUAUCAGAAAAAAAGAAGAAAUUGAAAGAGGAAAAUCAAAAUCCUUGGACGUGGAAGUACUUAAUUCAAAACAAUAUGCUUGGUUGCCACAAUUGGAUAUCGAAAUACGACAGACGGUGGUUUAACGAAUAUUUGUAAACUUUAGGCCAUACAAUUUGUAAAUAAAUAAGAAUCAAACAAUGUUCGAGAUUAGAGUUGUAAUCUG